AUCAUGGACAGCCACUGGACUCAUCUGGAGCACUAUUAGCCACGACGCAACUAUAAAACGAACGGUCCAACGCUGUGGAUGAGCAGAAGUCAAAUAAACAGCUAUCAGCAAACAACAAUUCACUAUUAGUAAACAAAGUGUUGUGAAUAAAUCGUUCCAGAAUGAAAGUUUUUGGCGCGUUGUGCUUGGCGCUUAGCCUGUUCGUGGUGGUGAGCCAUGCUGUGCCCGUGGUGCGUGAAACACUUUUGGGUCUUGAAGAGUCACAGCCAGUGGCUAUUGCCAUUGAGGAGGAAUCGCAACCGCUGAGACGUGUGGCCCGCGGUUACGGUAGUUAUGGCGGUGGUCCCGGAUUUGGCGGCUUUGGAGGCGGUCCAGGAUAUGGUGGUUAUGGUGGAGGUCCUGGAUUUGGUGGUUUUGGCGGCGGUCCAAGAUAUGGUGGUUAUGGCGGCGGCCCAAGAUAUGGUGGUUAUGGCGGAGGCCCAGGAUAUGGUGGUUAUGGCGGUUCUAGUGCAAGUGCUAGUGCUUCUGCCAGUGCAACUUCCGGUGGCUAUUAUGGCUAAGAAAUUUCCAGUAGAAGUGACAUUAAAUAUAGUAUUUAUUCUCUCAGUAAAUUUGUGUAAUUAAUAAAAGAGUAAAUUCAAUUAAA
Molecule: messenger RNA, 646 nt
Organism: Zeugodacus cucurbitae (melon fly)
Lineage: Eukaryota; Metazoa; Arthropoda; Insecta; Diptera; Tephritidae
Product: keratin-associated protein 19-2
Exons: 1
Coding region: 162-560 (132 amino acids)
Source: RefSeq, a predicted model, not a curated record